GCUGACGCACGGUCUUGGAAUAAUAAGCAAAUAAGAGCACGCAGCUCCGAGCUGUGUGCAGAUGGCAUCCGCGUGCGUAACGGCGGCGCCGGGUGGCGACAGCAUCGCAACGGAGACCAGGCGUUUCUGUUCCUCCGUAACUCCCGCGAGCGACGAACAGGAGAAGGUCCCAUGCUCACUUCUCCCGCGGGGCCAUGCCUUCCCUUACUCGGGAGGACACAGCAGCGGGGAGUGGGUGGGCGGAGGACGGAGGAGCUGAGAGCUGCGGCGGGGGGACAAGAGAGGACGGCCGAGGUCUGGUGUGCGCACUGGAGAUGGAGCUGACGAACCGCGGCUUGCCAAGUAAGAUGGACUGCGUCAGCUGCGACGACCUGAUCAAUCGGAACUGCGCGGACUCCGCCGAGGUGUCGGUGCCGCUGUCACCCACGGGGAAGCGCGCGACCCACAUGGAGGGAGACGACCUGUGCAGGCUGAUAGACAGAAAGUUUCUGAUAGAGGACAAGAAGCGCCUCUGCGCGCUGGCGCUGGGCACCGCUCUGGUGGGGAUCCUGCUGAUGAUCAUCCACGCCGAAAUAUGCCCCUUUGUUUACGAACCGGGCUCCAAAGUCUCCUUGGUAAUCAACUGCUCCAUAAGCCUGUCCACUGGGUGUCUCCUAAUCCUUAUUCUAGCGUUCCACUAUAAGGACAUCAGGCUGUUCAUCAUUGACCACAAAGAGGUGGACUGGAGAAUAGCUAUAACAGGCCACAGGGUUCUUGUCAUCACCAUGGAGCUGUUGGUCUGCAUCAUCCAUCCAGUGGGGUCAUACUGGGAGGUGGGGUUGCACGCCAACUCCUCCUCCGCCGCUCCCCUCUGUAUUUCCAGCCACCAAGACAAAGCCCUGGUGGACAUGGAGCUGCUGUUGUCCAUGCUCAUGUUCCUGCGCCUGUACCUGGUCCACAGAGCCAUUCUACUGCACAGCAAAGUGCUCCUGAGUGCCUCCUACAGGAGCAUUGGCUCGCUUAACAACAUCAACUUCACCUUUCGCUUCGUUCUUAAGGUGCUGAUGAACAAACAUCCGGCACGUGUGCUGCUGGUGUUUAUCCUCCUCUUCUGGCUUACAGCGUCCUGGAUGCUGACGCUGUGUGAGAGGCGCACCGAGGCACUGACGACGGGCCAAAUGGACACGGCCCUGUGGCUCAUCGCCAUCACGUUCCUCACUGUGGGCUACGGAGAUGUUGCACCCAAGACCAGCUGUGGCAAGGGGGUGUGUCUCUUUACUGGUGUCAUGGGUGUAGCCUGCACUGCCAUGCUGGUUGCCAUAGUUACUGAGAAACUGGCACUGAACAAAGGAGAGAAGCAUGUGCACUUCUUCAUGAUGGACAUCCAGAUUUCUAAAAGGAUCCGGCAUGCUGCUGCUAAUGUUCUGAGAGAAUGUUGGCUGCUGCACCGUGCAAACCUGCCGAAGAGAAGUCGGAACGAGCACCGAAGACACCAGCGAUGCCUUCUUGAAGCCAUCAGAGUAUUUCGACACUUACGCCUCAAGCAAAGAAAACUAAGAGAUUAUGUCAGUGAGAUGGUGGACCUCCCAAAGAUGCAGAUGAUCAUGUGUGACCUCAGCGCCAACUGGAACAACUCUUAUCGAGAGCUGGAGCAGAGGAUCCUCUUCAUGGAGCACAAGCUGGACGAGCUGACUCGCUGCUUCCAGCAGACGUCGGAGCUGCUGUCUGAGGUCCUACGUCACCGAGAGCCAGAAAUCAGGUGACAUGGCCGCAGACACUUUUCACCAAGUGUCUGUAGCAUUUCCUUCUGCAGCGUCAACGAAUCCUGGGUUCCCGAGCUGCUUGCAGAUCUGUUCUAGAACAGUGUAAACAUCUCAUCCACCUGCUCAGUGCUGCGUGCGCUGCUGCGUGACUCGUGCUGUAAAACUACAGUUAAAUUAUGUCUUCAGAGUGGGAUUUUUGAGAAUAUGUCGGGGAUGUCUGCUAUGCUGUGUGGCAAAUGUAUUUGUGAUUGUACACAAAGAAUGGAUCUAAAAUAAUCAUGGAUUGCAUUAUAAUAUCAAAGAUAGUCUAAACUGACUUUUUGUAUGAAUAAUUGUUACUACCUUAUUCCUGUGGAAUUAGAGGUUUUAUAUUUUUAUUGUAUUUUUUGUAGUAAUAUCCAUAUAUUCUCUUUA
Molecule: messenger RNA, 2156 nt
Organism: Fundulus heteroclitus (mummichog)
Lineage: Eukaryota; Metazoa; Chordata; Actinopteri; Cyprinodontiformes; Fundulidae
Gene: kcnn4
Product: potassium intermediate/small conductance calcium-activated channel, subfamily N, member 4
Exons: 9
Coding region: 195-1742 (515 amino acids)
Biological process (GO): potassium ion transmembrane transport
Cellular component (GO): neuronal cell body; plasma membrane; neuron projection
Molecular function (GO): small conductance calcium-activated potassium channel activity; intermediate conductance calcium-activated potassium channel activity; calmodulin binding
Source: RefSeq, a predicted model, not a curated record